Molecule: messenger RNA, 3513 nt
Organism: Prorocentrum cordatum
Lineage: Eukaryota; Dinophyceae; Prorocentrales; Prorocentraceae
Source: the annotation of a GenBank genome assembly
CAGGAGACGUCCCCAGAGCCGGACCGCAGCACAACACUGAAGGCGCUGAUGAAUCUGUCGAGGAAGUCCGCGAAUAACGUCCGAGCCCUGCAGGCCGAGCUCGACGAGAUCCAGGCGGUGGUGUCCGACAUGAGGGCGGAGAAGGACGCCCUCCAUGAGAGCCUCGCGGAGGCGCGGCAGAUGAGGCACAAGUGGGCGGCCGCCGCCACCUUCGAGCCGCUGCCCGAGUGGGGCGACGAGCCCGCGGGCUUCGCGCUGGCGCCCCCGCGGCGGGACGAGGCGGCCGAGGCCGAGGCCGAGGCGCGCCGCGCGGCCGAGGCCCUGACGGCGGCCCGUGCGAGGGAGUGGAGCCAGUGCGCCGCCAAGAUGGAGCAGUCGCUCGGCACGCCCGCGCCGCAGUCGCGGGCGGAGUUCGCGGCGAGGCAGGCGACGCUGGAGCAGGAGCUCCGCGAGCAGCAGGAGCUCAAGCGGACCCUGCUGCACACGUCCGCGGAGCUCUCGGGCUGGAGGGAGGGCGCUGCGAAGUCGCCUCCGCCGCGCCCCCCGCCGCCGCCGCGCACCGGGAAGCGGGUGCCAAGACUCCAGGCCCCUCGGCAGACGACGCCGCCGGCGAUCCCGACGCCCGAGCCCGCGGACCCCUCCGGCAGCCGCGCGGACCAGCGUGCCGCGCUGGCCACCGGCUCCGCGGCGCCAGCCGCCUCCGCGGCAGCGGCGCCGGCGAGCCCGAAGGCAGCGGAACCAGCACGGGGCCUGUCCCCAGCGAGCCCGAAGAAGCAGGCGGCCGCCGUGGACUUCAACGAGCACCUGGACAUGGUUCGCCGGAGGAGGGACUCCUUUCAGAGGCUCGUGCAGAGGUCGAGCAUGCUGGCAUCGCUCAUGCGGGACGUGGGGGACGUUGUCGCAGCGGACGCGGAGGCACUCAGCCCUCGUCGCAGUGGUGUGGGCUCCCAGCUGGCGGACGACGAGGGCGGCGAGCCCGUGCAGGCGGCCGCCACGAGCUUCACGAAGAACGACGAGGAGCUCUGCGAUCUGGGCCCCGGCGUGCUCCUCUCGCGGGUCCAGGCGCUCCAGGUGAAGCUAGAGGAGAUCCAUGGCCAGGAGUUCGACUACGAGGCGGCAACCUCUUACCUGAAGAAGUACGGUUCCCUCAAGGACAUGACCGAGGCUCAGAGGGCACUGGUGAUGUCCCUUAUCGAUGGCGAGCCCAGAACUCUGCACCAAGCCAAGCUCUCUCCCCUGGAGCGGUUGCAACGGACAGUCUCUGCCUGCUGCGGCCGCUUGAAGGGUUCUAACGUCCGUUCCGAUCUGUACGCUACCAAGUUCAAGGAGGUCGUGCUCCACAAGAGGCUUCAGGAGCUCCGCAAGAAGUGGCAGCAGGUGCACAGCGCUCGGAAGCAAGACCAGAAGGCAAGUGCGAGCGUGCCAGCAGGCCCGAAACACUUCACAGGCGACCUUUCCCAGCUGAACACGCCCUCGGAGCCGAUCGUGACGAUGGUCAUCACAAACACCAGAACGACGGCCGUCACAAGGUCGACGACGCUGCCCUCCACUCUGGUCGCGGAGCCCCGAACUUUCUUCCCAGGGGCAUCGGGUUCUUCGCUCCUCGACCUGAAGCCUUCGCCUUCCCCCGACGUGCUGCCUCUGGCCGUCGGCGGCGCCCCAGUGUCUUCGCACGACGACCCCAGGGAGCGCGCCCUCGGGCGCGUGUACAGCGCGGCCGACGUGUUCGGCGCGGCCGACGUGGCCCCGGCGGGUGUGCGCGGGCGGAGGCCGCUCGGCCUGCUCGCCGCAGGCGGCCCGGGCGAGGGCCCGCCGCUGGCGAGGAGCCGCACGAUGCCGGCUGGGCCCAGAUGGACGACGGGCCACGUUCAGUUCGAGAACUCUCACGGCAGGGCGCUCGACACCGGCCCGUCCGAGUCCCUCGUCGUGUCGGGUUCGGGCUCGGGCUCGUUGCAUGUGCUCAGGCCGAGGGCCCUGAGGUCCCGCACGUUGCUGAGCAUGACAGACGGGUCUUACGCAGGCCCGGACCUCCAGGGCCACGUUCAGUUCGAGAACUCUCAUGGCAGGGCGCUCGACACCGGCCCGUCCGAGUCCCUCGUCGUGUCGGGUUCGGGCUCGGGCUCGUUGCAUGCGCUCAGGCCGAGGGCCCUGAGGUCCCGCACGUUGCUGAGCAUGACAGACGGGUCUUACGCAGGCCCGGACCUCCAGGAUAGCGGGGCGUGGCAGGUGAGCGGCGAGUUGGAGGUGGAAGUCCCUGUCGGUGCCCCUGAUGCAGGCCUUGGAGAGCAUCCCAGGGGCUCGCCCAGUGCCGUCGUGAAGGAGGAGUCCGAGGGGAGGGUAGAGGAGAUGUUCGGCGUGCUCUCCGCUCCUCGCAAGGGCGCCGCGUUCGCGGCGGGUGUUUUUUUCAGCCAUGGGAUGCUGCUGCCGCUAUUUCUGGACACGCAAGCGGCCACCUGGGGCGAGGCCUUGUUCGCAGACGUCGACGACCUGGAGUGCGAGGGCGCGGAGAAGAGUGAGUUGAAGCAGAUCCACGCGGCGAAGGCGGACACCGCCGAGCUGGCCGCCGAGAGGCGGCAGGCCAACGAUGGCGGGGCAGCCGACGUCGCAGCCGAUGCCAGCGGCGGCGAAGCGGCCCGGGAGCCCGCUGGGCGGCAGGCAGCCUGCAGGCAGCCGUCGGCGGUCCAAGCGGGGGCGGUCAACCUGUUGGCGCCCGAGUCCGCGGCGGCGCAGGCGGCCUUCCAGCCGGCCAAGGGCGGCGCCACGGGUAACCCGUGCAAGGCAAGAGGCAAUAAAGACCUCAGGGCGAGGCUGCUGGAGAGGCACCACGGCAGCACGCCGCCGACUUUUGCAGGAAUGGGACGGCCAGCCGAGUGCACCGUCUGCAAGUCGUGCGGCGAGUGGCGGUGGAACUCCAAGCUGGAGAACAUGGGGUACCGCGGCAGCUCCUGCAACAAGAUGCUGCCGAAGCCCAGGGUCGCCAAGGCCACGCAGGAGGAGGCGACUCGCAAAGGCGGCGGCAGCACAGGCGGCGGGAAGGCGAGCGGCAAGGGCAAGGGCCCAGAGCAGCUGACUCAGGCACUGCAGCGGAUCACCGCCUCCCUAGGACAGUUGCAGAUAGAGGGAAGCGCAACAAUCACCGAGCAGAUCGAGGUGGCGGCCUCGGCAUUGCAGGCGGCGAGGACGACGUCGCCGCCCAAGCCGAGGGCCGAGAGGAUGGCCACAGCAGCGCGCGCACUGCAAGCAGCGCAGAGGCAGCACUCCCUGGCGUUCUCGGCGAAGCAGAAGGCAGAGGAGGAGGCGCGCAAGGCUAGAGUGCUGCUCGAGGAGAGAGCAGAAGCUGUGCUGCAGGCAGAGGAGGAGUGCGACGCGAUCCACAACGAGGGCAAGCAAGGCCCCAUGGCAGGCAUCAUCGAGCAGCUCGUGACGGGGCAGCUCGACGAGUUGACCGAAGGGCAGUUGGCAGCUGACAUCAGCAAGAAGUUCGCACUGGCAGACGACGACUUGGACGAAUAA